Messenger RNA from Exserohilum turcica Et28A, 1554 nucleotides. RefSeq lists its product as uncharacterized. NCBI's taxonomy places the organism in Eukaryota, Fungi, Ascomycota, Dothideomycetes, Pleosporales, Pleosporaceae. Bases 1 to 1554 code for a protein of 517 amino acids. The transcript is spliced from 2 exons. The record is from RefSeq and is a predicted model, not a curated record.
AUGCCUCCAAGCUCACUUGACUUUCCUUCACCAUCGCUGCCUUCGCAGCAGCAGAUGGCUCUCGCUAUCGCCGUCAUUCGAAGCAAACCCGCUGGAAUGAACCUGCGAGAUCACAUUGCGCAGCUACGGGCUCACAUCAAGCGUGGCCAAGACCCUUUCGAGAGAGCGAAUCCAGGCUGCUAUAUUGACCAAGUCGCGUAUUGGAAGGAGCGAUGCAAACAAGCCGAGGACGAACGCGACAGACUAUCCAAUGUCAAUGUAAAACUUGAACGAUCGAACAAGCUGCUUUCAUCUCUAUCCAGCAACAUGGGAAGCGUCGACACCAGUGUGCGUGCUAGGACAGGAUCGCCAGCCCGGGAUUUGAAGCGACCAAAGCAGACACAAAAACGAGCACUGGACCCAGUUGCUUCCGCACAAGAAACAGUGGAUAACGACUUGGAUUUCUUAGAAGUUCUAGGAAAAGAUGGAAUCACGCUCAUGGAGGCCUUGUUCAAGCUUCACUCGUUAUGCAGAGUCACUGAUCCCGAUCCCGACACACUCUGCACAAAUCUGGUUCGCAGCGCCUCAGCUAUAGGCAAGAUGAUACUUUUUGUCGCGCGGAACUUUGAAUCUCUCUCACGUCAGGGACACAAGAAUUCCGGGCCGACUUCACUAGACAAGGACAAGUCCGACUUUGCAAACGCACUCUCGGUGUGUGCAAGGGCGUUUAUGUCGAUAUUGGUCGGGGCAGACAAGCUUGUGAAGACGGAAUCUGACAAGCGAUUAGAAAGCUUGGUGGUUUGUGAACUCGCAGGAAUGUUCAAAACGGCACUUUGUGCGAUUGAGACAUCCGCUCAGCUUACUGCACAAAGUGUUCUCUCACAGCCGCCUGGACCGAAAAGAAGCAAAGCAAAGGCAUGUUCCAAUGCCGUCAAGGAGUCGGCUCCGGCCAGAGCGGUUGCUCAUCUUCUGAUUAGCUUUCUUGGCUUGCUGGAAAAGAGUGACGCACUGCACCAGAAGAUAUUCGACGGCUUUGUCUUUGUUCUCUUUGAGCGUGUUGGCAAACGGCUCUACUAUUCAACCUUUGGACAGCAUCGCACCUCUUCUGUCGAGAGAAAUAUUCUACCAGUACCUGAAGUAGAAGAUGCGGUUGGCAUCUUGAAGCGUGACUGCGAUGCUCUGGCGAUGCGUCUGGAGGCAAGAGCACUGAUUCUGAUCCUGGAGCGCGCGAUGGGCCUGGCGCCAAAUCAUAUGAACUCACAAAAUAUGCGGGCAUCUCAAGCACCCAGUCGAGCUUCCCGCACAAUGAGUAUCAAAGCCAUUGCCACCACCUCAAGAGCACGUCUGAGUCCGCUUGCCAAGGACCGUCUGCAGCGGACUCUGAUUGCAUGCAUGUACGGACACGACUCGAGCGACGAGUUUCUAGACGUUCUCACGAAGCCCAUGGCCCAGAUGCGUCUCGGCGCAAUGCAGAAUGUAGCCAGAGUGGAGGAUGAAGACGUAGAGACAUGGUACAAGGAAGAAGUGUGGCGGCUUGUUGGGUGGGAUAUUCUUGCACGUGAGAGCGCAUGGUAA